GUGUCCGGGUCCGGAAUCUUUCGAACUGUGUAUAAAAAGGGAUGCCCUGUCGUUUAUUUUUAAUAAUCUUUUGCGAGAUUUAACAUUUUCAAACUCCGCCUAUGAAGAUGGAUGUUUUUAGAAGUUGCGCCGUGUGUCUUUGUCUGAUAGGAUGUGCCAUGGCCGUUACGUACGACAUGGAGAUAAACCUGUCAACAGGGGUGGUGACCGGUUCCGACUCCUCUAUCUCGUGGUUCACCAGCCUAGUGGGUUCCAGUAUCAUCCCCUGCAGUAAACGUGGGGUGCUCAAGCUGACGUUUAACUCUGCUGGACUCGCCAAGAGGAAAGUGCGAAUCGACAUGACGUUCUCCAAUCCCAAGAAAUUCUCCUUCAAUAUCGGAGACUCCAGAACUAAUAAUGCUUGGGGCGGUGACUCGGGAACCCAGAGCCGAGACGCCGAGAUCCAUUCCUACAACCAGGGCAUGUACGUGUACAGCAACGACCACCACUCGCCGAAAGCCCACAAGUACGUGACAUCGACGUACAAGACCAGCCUGCAGUUCAUCAUCACCGACGGCAUCGUCACCUGGAACAACGGCGAAGGCUACUUCAACUCCAUCAUCAAAAACGACCUGUUCGCGCUGAAAGGCCAGUCUGACAACGAGGGCAGCGUCAACUACGACAUCUAUCUGGCGAUGAAUCGAGUUAUUUACGGUGGACGCAGGGGCAGUGGCUUGUGUAGUGUUGGAAUCAAGUGGCUCGAGGGAUUUUCCUAAUUUAAAUAAGCUGAUGAAAUAAGAAUAACAGCCUCUAACAAUUAACAGUUCUGUAGAAUGCUUAUAUUGUAUGUGUAUCGCUAUACAGACAAACCUGCGUGUUAAAUAAAACCCAAAAGAAAACAAUUAUAACUGGCGUUAUAAGCUAUAGACAACUUGGUUUGGAAAGUAUAGUAUUGUAGUAUUAAUUAUGUGUGUCAUUUUCUCUUUUCCGAUUAUUUUGCAAUACAAAUUGUUUUGAUGAC
Messenger RNA from Gigantopelta aegis, 1000 nucleotides. RefSeq lists its product as uncharacterized. The record is from RefSeq and is a predicted model, not a curated record. The transcript is spliced from 3 exons. NCBI's taxonomy places the organism in Eukaryota, Metazoa, Mollusca, Gastropoda, Neomphalida, Peltospiridae. The coding region runs from base 102 to 755 and encodes 217 amino acids.